Messenger RNA from Hyla sarda, 7649 nucleotides. It is a transcript of the gene PTPRZ1, whose product is annotated as protein tyrosine phosphatase receptor type Z1. The transcript has 30 exons. The record is from RefSeq and is a predicted model, not a curated record. Gene Ontology annotation, molecular function: protein tyrosine phosphatase activity; protein binding. Lineage: Eukaryota; Metazoa; Chordata; Amphibia; Anura; Hylidae. Gene Ontology annotation, biological process: peptidyl-tyrosine dephosphorylation. The coding region runs from base 286 to 7041 and encodes 2251 amino acids.
UUAAAACCUGCAGCCGCGAGCUCCGUGGGUGAGCCAAUCAGGUGGCGGGGGCGUGUUUAUCUCCGCGUUAACCCCCUGUGGCCCGGUCGCGCUGUGCCUGGCAGGCAGCUCUUUGCCCGGGGAAGAAGCUUCGUUCGGUUCUUCGCGAUCGUGUCGGUGGAUGUGAGCGGGCGCUGCGCACAGGGAGCCGGCCAUGAGGCACUACUAGAGGCGGCACUGGCACUACAGGGAUCCGCACAUCUACGUUCCAUUGGCCGUCAGCGCUAUCGCCACAAAGACCUGGAGAUGUUACAUCUACGCUGCCUGCUGGCUUGUCUUCAGCUCCUCUCUGCCUGUCAAGUGGGCUUGGUGUCUGGAUAUAGACAGCAACGAAAAUUAAUUGAAGACAUAGACUGGUCCUAUACAGAAAGCUUAAGCCAAACAAAUUGGGUGAAAAAAUAUCCUGCAUGCAAUGGUGCCAAACAGUCUCCUAUCAACAUUGAUGAGGAUCUCACACAGCUAAAUCUGAAUCUGAAGAAACUAACAUUUCAAGGCUGGGAACAAAUAUCUAAUCAUACUUUAAUUCGAAACACAGGAAAAACAGUGGAAAUUAACUUAACUGGAGAAUAUUAUCUUAGUGGUGGUGCCUUAGAUACAGUUUAUCGAGCUAGCAGAAUAACAUUUCACUGGGGAAAAUGCAAUGCUACUUCAGAUGGAUCAGAACACAGUUUGGAAGGCCAGAAAUUUCCUUUAGAGAUGCAAAUCCUAUGCUUUAAUAAUGACCAGUUUGAAACUUUGGAUGAUGCGAUAAAAGGAAAUGGGAAACUGAAAGCUUUAUCAGUUUUAUUUAAGAUUGGUCAAGAAAACACAAAUUACAAUGCAAUCAUCAAUGGAGUUGAUAGCGUUCAUCGAUUUGGUAAGAAGGCUGAGCUAGAACCAUUUGUCUUGCUAGACCUUCUGCCAAACUACACAGACAAAUAUUAUACGUACAAUGGAUCGCUAACAACUCCCCCAUGUUCAGAAACAGUAGAAUGGAUUGUUUUUAAGGACACAGUAACCAUUUCUGAAGCUCAGCUGGAAUAUUUUUGCGAGAUCCUCACAAUGCAGCAGUCUGGGUAUGUCAUGGUGAUGGAUUAUCUACAGAACAACUUCAGGCAACAGCACUACAAGUUUUCUGGACAGGUGUUCUCUUCUUAUACUGGAAUAGAGGAAAUACUUGAGCCAGUUUGUAGUUCAGAACCAGAUGAUGUCCAGGCAGAAUCCCAGAACAGCACAAGCCUUUUAAUUACUUGGAAGAGGCCUCGAGUUGUUUAUGAAGCAGUUAUUGAGAGAUAUGUUGUCUAUUACCAGCAGCUACAAAGAGAAGACCAAACAAGGCAUGAAUAUCUGACAGAUGGCUACCAGGAUUUGGGUGCAAUUUUGUAUAAUUUAAUGCCCAACACAAGUUAUGUACUUCAAGUUGUGGCAUUGUGCAGCAAUGGUCUGUAUGGGAAACGCAGUGAUCAAGUGGUCCUUGAUCUGACUAUGGAUAACCCAGGAAAUGACCUCUUGAUUGAUGUGACAGAGACUGAGGAGGACAUAGAGGGUAGUGAAGAAGAUGAAAAUAUGUAUGCAAUAUCAUUGAGCACUGUAAGCACUAAAUACCAAAUACAUGGCCAAGGAGCUCAAGCAACAACUUCUCAGUACAAAGAAGAUCUGGGUUCCCAGCCAUACAAACAAACACCAGAAACAUUGAAGGAUCAAUUGCAUGGGCAGCCUGAUCGUCUUAAAACUUUGUUGUAUCCUACUUUGCAGUCUACAGUGAAGUCAUCUGUUGUUACAGAAAACGAGGCAUAUGGAGCGAAAACCACUGAACAAGAUGAAGAAGCCAGUAAAUCUAAGGAGCUAAAAAAUAAAGUUGAAUUAUGGAUUGUCAAUAACUCUGACAGUACCAAACCAUCUGCUGAAAAUGAACUUCCUGUGACCACCACUAGUUGGAAAAGGAGGAUCUUGAUGCCGACUGACAGAUUGUGGUACAGUGAUAAUGACACGUUGUUGACAACUACAGCCACUUUUACUUCAGGGGUCACUCCAGUAAAAAACACUCAGGCAGAUAACAUUUCUAUACAGUCACUACAAACAAGUUCUAGUGAAGAUAUAUCCCCUGGCAUGGAUAAAGAAUUUAUUAAACUAGCGACUGAAGAGAGACUCGGUGUAUUGAAUGCUACUUCCCUGCCUAAUGUUGUUACAGAAGAGAUGAAGAGACGUGUGGUCAAUAAGGUCAUUCCAUCUGAUAUGAUAUCAUCAUCUUCUCCCAGCAGUGCGGGACUGCUACCAACUACUAUGCUUCCGGAAUUCGAGAGUGCCUAUGUUUCAACAUCAACUUUUCCACCUCUGGAAGCAUUUCAUUCGGUCUCUCCAAGCCUUGAACAACAUGGCUCUGCUUCUUCUGCGACUGAGGUACUCUCUCAGACAACUCUACCAGUAUCGAAUGGUGAGAUACCUCUUCAACCCUCAUACACUAGUGAAGUUUUUCCUCUAGUUACUCCUUUGUUGUCUGAAACGCAGUUCCUGAAAGCUACCCCUGCUACUUCAGAUUUUGGUCAGCUCCUGCAUGCCACACCUGUAUUUCCCAAUGUUGAUGUGUCAUUUGAACCUUCCCUGUCUUCCUAUGGUGACGUUCCUUUGCUUACACUUUCCUCCACUUCCUCCAGUAGAAAAGUGUUUGGUCAUCAUGCAGGUUCAGAAAUGUACUCACAAGUCAUGCAGACUGUUGCAACUGAUACCCUUUCUUUGCAUGUUUCUUUGGCCUUGUCUGAAACCAAUGCAUUAGGUCAGCCAAGCCAAACACAUUAUUCUGAUGUAAAUCCACAUCAGACUGAUCAUGCUGCUUCUGAGAUGCUAACAUAUGGCCAUGAGAGUGACACCUUUAAUAAUGUCCAAUUGAUUUCUCCACUUGAACCUUCAAGCACUGAUUUAAAGAUGCAUGCACUUUCCACGGUGUCUGAACAUGCCUAUCCUUUUUCUAAUAGUUUGGCUUCAACAGAACCCUUUGCUGUCUCCUCUGACUCAUCAGCCCAUGUGCAUGAUUCUGUUGGCAUAUUUCACCAGGGUACCUUAACUACAAUGUCUAGCACUGAACAGCAUCUUAAACCAAGUACUGUAAUGAUACAAGGGGAUGUUUUACUUCUUCCUACACACACCAUUGUUAGUGAAGGGGAUAAUUCCAAAAUGUUCUCUGGUAGUGGGUAUUUUGUGAAUGGGAUAGAUGAUCUGAACAGUCUUAUUGUGUCCUCAGCCUCUACAGUAGCUCCAGUAAAAUAUACCAUACCCAAGCUUGAUCAAAGCCAACCAAUUGCUAUAGGUCCUACAGUAGAUAACUCUGACACUGGACCACAAACUACCUCUACCUAUGGUGAAGUAGCUUUACAUAAAGAACAUCACCUGAUGGGAGAUAUUUCUUCAUCUGAUGUAAUAAGAGAAACUAAAUUGUCACCAGAAAUGAAUCCAGGGUCUUAUCCCACUACUAGCAAUUUUGAUGCUGACAUUAACGAAGUGUCAGAAAAUCUGCUACCUGUUCAGCCAUUAAAUGCUGUAUCCACAACCUCUGGUGACAUAUUGCUUAAAGCUACGCUUGCUGCAGCCUCAAAAACUGUCUCUGCUUUUACUGAUCUGCUACUUUUGCCAACUCAGGAUUUUUUUUAUGAGAUACCAGAAAAAGCCAUUAAUGAAGCACUGACGCAGACUGUAUCCCAGUUGCCUAAUACUAGCAUUGCUUCAGCUGUACCCAAUGUUGGAGAUUUGAAUGAAACACCCAAUUCCUAUCCCUUAAGCUCUAACACUGGCUCUGUGCUGCUGCCUUCUGUUGGUGCUACUUCUGAGUCUUUGUUGCUUACUACUUAUGUUUCACCUGUUCGUAAUUCUUUGCCUCCAAGUUUUAUUCAGCCUGCAUAUUCUCAGCACACAAUGUCAGACUUGCAUGAAAAUGUUGUUACACCUCAUUUGUUCUCUAAUGUAAAUUUUGAUGGAAAUGUAUCGCAGUCAGACGGCAAUGACAUAACUGUUAAGCCUUUAGAUAUUGUACCUGCCUAUGAUUCUGCAAGUUCGCAAACAGUUUCUACUCCAUUGUUGCCACAAGACACUACCUUGUAUACCCAUACACCACCAUAUGCUUCUGCUACGCAUGGCAUUCCUGUUGUGUCUUCACAGUAUACUAAAGGCAGUGUGUUACCCACCUCUGCUCUUGAAAGAAAAGCUAAAGAGUCUGUUCAUCACCCUGUUAUUUUACCAAAUGUGUAUGUUUCUGUUACAGCUGAUUCUCCAAACAGUGAGAGUCCUAGCACAUUAUCAAUGUUAACAGCUACAUCUCAAACAACAACUGAUGUGUUAUCUUCUGUCAGCACUUAUAUCAAAAUGGGCUCUUCUGUAGUGGAUGAUGGCUAUCUUGUUGUAGCUAGAACAGAUUCCACACCAUCUACAGAACCCCAAGAGCAUGCAGUAGCUGAUACUAGUAGUUAUGUAUACAGUGGGACGGAGAAGAAUAACUUAAGUUUAACUGAAGCCACUGAGCAGCCCGAAGAAGGAAGUGCAUUAUCAACAGCUGCAUCUGACAGCCAAACAAGCCAUGACAUGGAAGAAGUAAGCCAUUCAACGCCUCCAAGUGUUGACCUGAAGAAACACAGUGACCCAGCUGUUCUGGAAACGCACAUUAAGACUAAUAAUGCUGCCUUGGAAAAUACAUCUGAGUCAAGUUCUUGGGCAGUACUAACUAGUGACGAAGAAAGCGGUUCUGGUCCAAGUACCUCCGAUAGUCUUAGUGAUAAUGAGACUUCUACAGAUUUCAAUUUUUCAGACCUUAAUGACAAAGACAAAGACUUUGAGGUUGCAGUUGAACCAGGUAAAGCAGAGUUAACCCCUGGAUCUGAAAUGACAUCACCACCGUCUAUAAGUAUUGAUCGUUCAACAGUAGCCAACGAGUCUGAGGCAGAGUUUUCUAAUCAAGAGGCAAGUAAUAGUAGCCAUGAGUCUCGUGUUGGUCUAGCAGAAGGGUUGGAAUCACAGGAGAAGACAAUUAUACCACUAGUGGUCGUCUCAUCCCUGACCUUUAUCUGUCUUGUGGUACUUGUGGGUAUUCUUAUAUACUGGCGGAAAUGCUUUCAGACUGCACAUUUUUACUUGGAGGAUAAUACUUCACCAAGAGUAAUUUCAGCCCCCCCAGCACCAUUGUUUCCAGUUUCAGAUGAUGUUGGAGCAAUACCUUUAAAGCAGUUUCCUAAACAUGUUGCAGAACUACAUGCAAGUAAUGGAUUUACUGAAGAGUUUGAGGAGGUUCAGAACUGCACUGCAGAUUUAGGAAUAACAUGUGACAGCUCAAACCACCCAGACAACAAGAAUAAGAACAGAUACAUAAACAUUGUUGCUUAUGAUCACAGCAGAGUUAGACUUUCACAAGUCGGAGAAAAGGAUGGAAAUCCAACUGAUUACAUUAAUGCAAAUUAUGUUGAUGGUUACAAGAAGCCAAAAGCUUACAUUGCCGCUCAAGGACCUCUCAGAUCAACUGCAGAAGAUUUCUGGAGAAUGAUUUGGGAGCACAGUGUAGAAGUUAUUGUCAUGAUAACUAACCUGGUUGAGAAGGGAAGAAGGAAGUGUGACCAAUAUUGGCCAUCUGAUGGCAGUGAGGAGUAUGGUACAUUUUUGGUUACCCAGAAAAAUACCCGUACCUUGGCUUAUUACACUGUAAGAACAUUUACACUGCGGAACACCAAGAUUAAAAAGGGCUCCCAAAAAGGAAGAUUGAAUGAGCGGGUGGUAACUCAAUACCACUAUACACAAUGGCCUGAUAUGGGUGUUCCCGAAUAUUCUCUCCCUGUUCUGACAUUUGUAAGAAAAGCCUCUACAGCAAAGCGUACAGCAAAUGGACCGGUCGUAGUGCAUUGCAGUGCCGGUGUUGGAAGAACUGGAACAUAUAUUGUCUUGGAUAGCAUGCUGCAGCAAAUUAAACAAGAAGGCACUGUAAAUGUUUUUGGCUUCUUAAAACAUAUCCGAAGUCAAAGAAAUUACUUAGUGCAAACAGAGGAGCAGUACAUCUUCAUUCAUGAUGCUCUGGUUGAGGCCAUUCUGAGCAGAGAAACAGAAGUAGCAGAGAGUCACAUUCAUACCUAUGUUAAUGCUCUCCUAACAACGGGCCCAUCUGGAAAAACGAGACUAGAAACGCAGUUCAAGUUGCUAAGUGAACCCAAUAUCCUACAAUGUGACUAUUCUGCAGCUUUAAAGGUGCAUAACAGGGAUAAAAAUAGAACCUCCUCCAUUAUUCCAGUUGAAAGAUCAAGAGUGGGCCUUUCUUCACUGGCUGGAGAAGGAAGAGAUUACAUUAAUGCUUCGUAUGUCAUGGGUUACCAUGAAAGUAAUGAAUUCAUUAUAACACAGCAUCCGUUAUUACACACUAUAAAAGAUUUCUGGAGGAUGAUCUGGGACCACAAUUCUCAGACAAUUGUAAUGCUUCCCGAUAACCAGAACAUGGCUGAAGAUGAAUUUGUCUAUUGGCCAAACAGAGAUGAACCAAUUACCUGUGAAACCUUUACUGUAUCUUUGGCCGGAGAAGAUCACAUUUGUCUUUCUAAUGAGGAAAGACUCAUUAUCCAAGACUUUAUUUUAGAAGCUACACAGGAUGACUACGUUUUGGAAGUGAAACAUUUCCAUUGUCCAAAAUGGCCAAAUCCUGACAGUCGAAUAAGUAAGACAUUUGAGCUUAUUAAUCUGAUCAAGGAAGAAGCAGCUAAUAAAGAUGGACCUAUUGUUGUACAUGAUGAGUAUGGAGGAGUGACAGCUGGAACAUUCUGUGCUUUGUUCACUCUCAUGCAACAACUAGAAAAUGAAAACUCUGUAGAUGUUUAUCAGGUGGCCAAGAUGAACAAUCUAAUGCGACCAGGGAUUUUUACAGACCUAGAGCAGUUUCAGUUCUUAUAUAAGGCUAUCCUGAGUCUGGUGAGCACAAGGCAGGAGGGACAGGUUGCAGGUAUGGAGAGCAAUGGAUCGGCUCUUCAAGAUGGAAACACCUCAGAAAGCCUGGAAUCCUUAGUUUAAACAUGGGAAUUGUCUGGCUGUAUCUGUCUCAAACCUCUUCCAGCACUGUUUUUGUAAAUGACUUACUUACUACCCACAAUUACUAAUGUGUGCCUUGGGGAACAUUUUGUAAUCCAUCGCCUCUUGAUAAUUUGACCAGAUAUGGCAGUGUUUUAUAAAUGGAGUGGUCACAUAUUUACUCGGAAUGAAUUUACUACUAGCACAUUUCUAAUCUGUCGAUUCUUGAUAGCUGUGUACUUUUCCAGCACCAAUACGUACUGUGUUUUAUUGUGUUAAUGCUUACAUUUAGUAGUUUUAAUAUAAAAUUGUAAAUAGUACAUCAUUUCAAGGAAGAUGCUAUGCCGAGCUAAGGAAGUAAUAAACUAACAUUUAUUGUAAAUACUGUUUGUGACUCCAUGGACCAAAUUUAUAUUUAUAAAUGUAGAUUUUUAUAUUUGAUGCCAGAGUCAGUUUUCUAGUUACUUGUAUUUGCAUUGUUAAAUUGAUAUGCUGUUUUUAUUGCAACUAGAUGUUCUGACCCGUUUAUGCAUAUCUUUAAUGACAUACUUAUUGUUGUUUUGCAUGGAAUGUUAACAAUUCUGUAAUAAAUCUUAAAAAUGGUUCCAGUA